AUGACUGAUGAAGAUAUACCAACAAGCAUGAUUUAUCUUUCUUGGAAAGGUGAAAAAUCUCGUCUUUUUGCUAGCCAUACAUGGGGCAGAAAUGAAAGGCCUCUUUGGCUUUCUAGGUGUAUUUAUAGAGAUUCAAAGUCGUCAAUGGAGAAAUCAGGUAUCAUGAUGCUUACAAGAGGAGCCUUAUACAUAUUUAGAGAUAAGCUCCUUAGAGGAUAUGUUCUUCGUGGACAUCAUCAUUUAUUUAAAUUUUCAAAAGUACAACAAUUAUCAAAUCGUGUAAUUUUAACAUACCAAAGCAUAAUAGAUACUCCAAAGCAAACAAACGAGCCUCAAGUAGAUCUAGAAGAAGUUCCUUUGUUAAAUAACGAAGAAAAUCCAGUCAUUAUUCCAGAAGAGCAUUACGAAGAAAGAAGACUUAGUCUUGAAUUCAAAGGUACUGAAAAUUUCUGUAUUUUGCUACAUAGAAUUCUUUCUGAAUUAUAUUACGGAAUUCAGUCAUUACAGCUCCCAACAUUUGAAAUGCAAGAUGGUAUACAGUUACAACCUUUAACAAAAGCUCCAAAAAACAGUUUAUACAAAAAAGCAAUUGCAUAUUCUCAUUAUGAGAUGCCCUGGGGCAGAAAUCUUGCUGUAGCAGGAUAUUUAAGGUACAAAUGGAACGGAGAAAACGUUUUAUGCUUAGGAAGGAAGUUUUCUCCAUCAUAUUACGCCGGAUCUUUUGGAACAGCCGUAGGAAACGAAUCUCUCAUUGAUACAGUUGUAUUCAAGAACUGUGCAUUCGAUGGCAUGGAAUCCUUCUUGAACAGGCUCAUGAAAAGCUCAGUUUCCGUCAAAUUAGUUGUAUUUGUCAAUUACUCCCCCAACAUCAAGCCAAAGUUCGCAUUUGACGGAUCCAGGACCAUUGUUGGCCGAUGGCACUUCGUAAACUGCUGUUGUGAUACAAUUUGCUCAUAUCUGAUUUCGACAAAUAAUUUUGCAGAGCCACCAAACGAAAUUGCCAUUGCAAGAAGGUCCUACAAUGAGAAGGACUCCGAGCAAAUCUUCAAUACCAUCAAAGCUUCUCCGAUGUCCUUCAGAACAGACACUUUGAGACUUGUUGAUUUGAGAUUCCGAAAUUUCCCAUUUGACACUUUUACUUCUUUAAUCAUGGACAUGCCGUUGAACACUCUUGUUAUCAGGCACGUGAAUAUCGAGGGCAGCAAGCUCUUCAACGCUAUCUGCAGGACAAGACCUCUCAUGAGAUCUUUGAAAUUGCAAAAACUAUCUUUUACUCAACCGAUUGAUAAGAAUUUGCAACUUCCUGCUGGUCUCGUUGUUCUCGAUAUCAGUGAGAGUGAAUUCAUUGGAGACUCAUUCACUACAUUCAUGCUCGCUAUUUGCCGCGAACAAGUUAAAUAUUCUUUCAUUUUGAACGCCGCAAAAUUGAAAAUUACUGAAUCAGAAUUUGAAAUUUUUAAGGUUUAUAUGGAUGAAAGUGAACGAGAACAGCACAAACAUAUCAGAUCCAAUCUCCUUGAACUGAACAUUUCUGAUUUGUAUGUUCCUGUUGUUGGUAUUCAAGAGAUAUCAAGAUUUAUCAGGACACAAAAAUCAUUGACACAAAUUUCUCUUGAAAAUGUUACAUGUCCGGAUCCAACUGUUUUCACAAGAUGUAUCGUGUCUAUUCUUCAGCAAGCAAGGAUAACAGGAAUAGAUUUCACAUUGCAUCUCGGUGAAGAACUGUCUGAUCUCCUUUUCAGAUACUUGGCUUUCCAAGAAACAAUCAAACGCAUUUGUAUAAAGAAUUGCGGAAUUGGAAACAAAGGAAUGAUAAACUUAAUGAAAAGAAUCCCUCUUUUCAAACACUUGGAAGAGAUAUCUUGCGAUGGAUCGUCACCAACACCAACAACAGAUGGAACUGUUCCUCUAAUUGAGUUCUGGAGAACAAUCGCAAACAUGCCAUCGAUUGUUGCAAAUGAUUUCCCUUAUCAAGACUUGAACUCCCUUGGACUUGAUGAAACAGCGAUUCCUGCGAAAGAAUUGGCAAUUCUAAAGAGCAGACGCCGCCCUUACACACAGAUAGAGCGAAUAGAAAUAAUCCUUAACAAGGUAAUUGAAGACGAACGAAAUGCUGUUGAGAAUGCAAUGUAA
This is a messenger RNA of Trichomonas vaginalis G3, 2133 nucleotides long. Its product is annotated as RNI-like family. NCBI's taxonomy places the organism in Eukaryota, Parabasalia, Trichomonadida, Trichomonadidae. The transcript has a single exon. The coding region runs from base 1 to 2133 and encodes 710 amino acids. The record is from RefSeq and is a predicted model, not a curated record. Gene Ontology annotation, biological process: regulation of Arp2/3 complex-mediated actin nucleation; cell migration. Gene Ontology annotation, cellular component: lamellipodium; plasma membrane.